Chilo suppressalis (striped riceborer) is the source of this 888-nucleotide messenger RNA. The record is from the annotation of a GenBank genome assembly. Lineage: Eukaryota; Metazoa; Arthropoda; Insecta; Lepidoptera; Crambidae.
AUGUCUGACGAAGAACUUAAAAGAAACAAUGGUGCUGAACAAGAACAAAGGGAAAACGGCGGAGGCGACGAGGGCGACGCAUGGGGUGGCCAAGGGUCUUCGGAUAAAAAUCGCUAUGCCAAGAUGCCUGUUGAUAGAAAUGCGCCAUAUUACAACAUGAACCACAAGAAUCGCGGUAUGGCGUUGAUUUUUAACCACGAACAUUUUGAUAUCCAUAGCUUGAAAUCUCGCACAGGCACUAAUGUCGACAGUGACAAUCUGUCUAAGGUUCUGAGAGGCUUGGGAUUCCGAGUUACUGUUUUCCAUAAUCUUAAAUCUGAAGAAAUAAACAAAUACAUUCAGCAGACAGCAGAUAUGGAUCACUCAGAUUCUGAUUGUCUGUUGAUUGCUGUGCUUACUCAUGGUGAAAUGGGUAUGUUGUAUGCUAAGGAUACACAUUACAAACCAGAUAAUUUGUGGUAUUACUUUACUGCUGACAAGUGCCCUUCCUUAGCAGGCAAACCUAAAAUGUUUUUCAUUCAAGCUUGCCAAGGUGAUAAAUUGGAUGGAGGAAUUACACUGAUCAAUCGUACUGAAACUGAUGGUUCUUCUAGCACCCAAUACAGGAUUCCUAUUCAUGCUGAUUUCUUGAUAGUGUUCUCCACUGUGCCAGGAUACUUUUCUUGGAGAAAUACUACUCGUGGUUCUUGGUUUAUGCAAGCUCUUUGUGAUGAAUUACGCUACUCAGGCACUGACAGAGACAUACUCACUCUUCUGACCUUUGUUUGUCAGAAAGUAGCAUUAGAUUAUGAGUCCAACACUCCAGAUACACUAACUAUGCAUCAGCAGAAGCAAGUUCCUUGUCUUACCAGUAUGCUCACCCGUUUACUUGUUUUUGGAAGAAAAUAA